Messenger RNA from Didymosphaeria variabile, 1422 nucleotides. RefSeq names its product folylpolyglutamate synthase (gene FOL3). The coding region runs from base 1 to 1422 and encodes 473 amino acids. Gene Ontology annotation, cellular component: mitochondrion; cytoplasm; cytosol. NCBI's taxonomy places the organism in Eukaryota, Fungi, Ascomycota, Dothideomycetes, Pleosporales, Didymosphaeriaceae. The transcript is spliced from 2 exons. Gene Ontology annotation, molecular function: tetrahydrofolylpolyglutamate synthase activity; dihydrofolate synthase activity; ATP binding. Gene Ontology annotation, biological process: folic acid-containing compound biosynthetic process. The record is from RefSeq and is a predicted model, not a curated record.
AUGAAUAGAUGGGACUGUAUCAACAUCAACAACGAACCUGUUUCCGAGAAGGAAUUUCUCAGGGUCGAGAAUCAUUACAAACAGCUAAGCGAGCGGGAGAACAUCAACGCCUCGGAAUUCGAGCUCCUCACCGCAACAGCCUUCACGCUUUUUAACGAGAAGAAGGUCGACGUUGGGAUCAUAGAGGUGGGCAUGGGCGGCAAGCUCGAUGCUACCAACAUCUUGAACAACCAGGUCGUCUCAGUCAUCUCCAAGAUUGCUCGCGAUCACCAAGGCUUUUUGGGCAACACGCUCGAAGAGAUCGCGUCGCACAAAGCCGGUAUACUGCGACCCAAUGUCCCAUUCAUCGUCAACCCUAUGAACGACUUCGGUGUGCACGAGGUCAUCGAAGAUUAUGCGAAAGAGAUUGGAGCCGGACCCCGACUCCUUGUGGACACUGUAGAUCUCAGAGAGCAUGUGUUCAACACUAGCUUUUGGCGCGACUUCGCCGAUGGACUGCUGCCUUUUCAACGCGAUAACGCCGUUUUGGCCUUUCUCGCAUAUAUCGAAGUGCUCAAAAGCCUCAAGCUAAACUCAAACAUGCAUAAAGCCGUCCAGAUGCUCAGCAAGAUACGAAACAAGCAAACCCUGCCGGGACGCCAACAAAGGUUGUUCGUCCCCGUUGUAUUUGGCAACAGGAAAGAUGUUUUAGUCGAUGGUGCUCAUAACCCAGAUGCGGCCGAAAGUCUGUUAGCAUAUGUGGAGAAGAACCUGAGGGCGAGACCGGCAAACAGUCCUAACAAUGUGUACAACCCGCCAAACAAGGACAACACACAUCACAUAACGUGGGUUCUGGCAAUGACAGAGGGAAAGGACCCUCGUCAAGUCCUGGAGACGCUGCUCAGGCCCGGAGACUAUGUCCUCACUACGGAUUUUGGUCCCGUGGACGGCAUGCCCUGGGUGACACCCAUGGGUCCCAAAGCGCUAUUGAGUAUCGCACACGAAGUCUGCCCUCGCAUCAGAGGCUUAGCUAUAUCGAAGCGCGGUGUGUAUCGGGCAUUGUGCGCCGCCAAAUACAUCUCGAAAUCCGCACACAUCGUUUUGACGGGCAGCUUAUAUCUCGUUGGAGAUUUUUUUCGCGAGCACCAAGUUGGGCAACGAUGUUACAAGGACUCAGAGGAGUUUCCGAGUAUACAAGAAAUUGACCUAGAGGAGAGAGCCCGAGUGAAUGAGUUCCUCGAUGAAGCGGCACGAGGAGCAGAUGAAGAGGUUUUCCAAGCGAAUGGUGUUCGCAACUCGUUCAGGAGUGUGUCAAGCAUUCCAUCCACGAAGAAGUUUUUCGAAGACUUUGAGGACAUUCGGACACAUCUAGAGAACCUACCGCCCAAGUCUUCGAAGGCCAGGAUCAGCCAAUACUUGACGCACAAAAGUUUGCGGAAAUGA